This is a messenger RNA of Colletotrichum spaethianum, 1242 nucleotides long. Its product is annotated as high-affinity nickel transport protein nic1. The transcript has 2 exons. Gene Ontology annotation, biological process: nickel cation transmembrane transport. The record is from RefSeq and is a predicted model, not a curated record. Gene Ontology annotation, molecular function: nickel cation transmembrane transporter activity. Bases 1 to 1242 code for a protein of 413 amino acids. NCBI's taxonomy places the organism in Eukaryota, Fungi, Ascomycota, Sordariomycetes, Glomerellales, Glomerellaceae. Gene Ontology annotation, cellular component: plasma membrane.
AUGGCGCGCUUCCGCGUCCCCUUCGCCUCCCUCCCCAUCCCAGAACGCCUCCGUGUGCUCCCCGCGCCCACGAUCCGCAUCAUCGCCCUCCUCGUCACCAUAAACGUCCUCAUCUGGAUCGUCGCCGGCAUCAUCCUGCACUUCCACCCCGCCCUCAUCUCCCCCGCCGCCCUCUCCUUCGUCCUCGGCCUCCGCCAUGCCCUCGACGCCGACCACAUCUCCGCCAUCGACCUCAUGACCCGGCGCCUCAUCGCGUCGGGCCAGCGCCCCGUCACCGUCGGCACCUUCUUUUCGCUGGGCCACAGCACCAUUGUCAUCGUCACCUGCGUCGUCGUCGCCGCGACCAGCGGCGCGCUGAGGGACCGCUUCGACGGCUUCACGCGCGUCGGGAACAUCGUGGGCACGAGUGUCAGCGCGGCGUUCUUGUUGUUGCUGUGUGCUGGAAACGGGUGGGUGCUGUACAAGCUUGUCAGGAGGCUGCGGGUCGUGCUGGAGGAGGAGCGGAGGAAGGGACUGGAGGGGUACGAGCCGACGGAGGAGGAGGGGGAUGCGGCGACGAACCUGAAGCUGGAGGGCGAGGGGUUCCUGGCCGGCGUGUUCAGGAAGGUGUUUCGCGUCGUGGACCGGCCGUGGAAGAUGUUUCCCCUGGGGAUCUUGUUCGGGCUGGGCUUUGACACGAGCUCCGAGAUUGCCAUUCUCGGGCUGUCGAGUGUGCAUGGUGCGCAGGGGACGAGCAUCUGGCUCAUCCUUAUCUUUCCCGUUCUCUUCACAGCCGGCAUGUGCCUCCUCGACACCACCGACGGCGCCCUCAUGAUGGCCCUUUAUACAUCCAAGGCCUUUUCGCGCGACCGCGUCGCCAUCCUCUACUAUUCCAUCGUCCUCACGGGCAUCACCGUCUUUGUUUCAGCAUUUAUCGGCAUCAUUCAAGUCCUGUCCCUCAUUGCCAACGUCGCCGAGCCCGAAGGCAGCUUCUGGGACGGUGUGGACGCCAUUGGGGAGCACUUUGACAUCAUCGGCGGCAGUAUCUGCGGACUCUUUGUCGUUGUCGGGCUGGGAUCGGUCCUGGUGUACCGUCCGUGGCGCAAGCGAGUGGAGAAGAAGAAUCAGGAGAGGGCGGUGCUGGUGCCCCAAGAGGAGCAGGGCUUGGGAGCGGGCGAGGGGCCUAGUUACGGUGCUGUUGUGGCCGGGAAUCCCGUAUUGAAAAAGGGGGCCGUUACGAGCGAGACAGACGUACAGGAAUAG